AUGUCUAACUUGACUGUUGUGAGUGAAUUUCUCCUCAUGGGGUUCUCUGAUAUUCGAGAGCUGCAGAUCAUCUAUUCUUUUCUUUUCCUCCUGAUUUUCUUGGCCACUGUGCUGGGAAAUCUGCUGAUUGUCAUCGUUACUACUGUUGACAGACGCCUACAUACCCCCAUGUAUUUUUUCCUAAGGAACCUGUCCAUCGUGGAUGCCUGCUACAUAACUGUGACUCUUCCUAAAGCAUCUGCCAACUCCCUGUUGAACAGCAGGGCGAUCUCAAAGAGUGAGUGUGUGGCCCAGAUCUUUCUCGUGGUGUUCUUUGUAUAUGUGGAGUUGACCUGCCUCACCAUCAUGGCCCGUGAUCGCUAUGUCGCCAUAUGCCACCCACUCCACUACACAGUGAUCAUGAGUCCCCGAGUCUGCAUGCAGAUGACCUUGACCAGCUUGCUUACUGGCCUCCUGUAUGCAGGGUUCCAUACUGGUUACACAUUUCGACUGCCUUUCUGUCGAUCCAAUGUCAUCCAACAGUUCUUCUGUGACAUGCCCUCUCUACUCAAACUCUCUUGUUCUGAGACCUUCAGUAAUGAAAUACUUAUAAUUGUCACUGGACUGGGGGUUGGGGGCGGCUGCUUUGCCUUCAUCAUUGCUUCUUAUGUUCGCAUAUUUUCCACUGUGCUGAAAUUUCCAGUGAAAGAAGACCAAAGAAAAGCCUUUUCCACCUGUAUCCCCCAUAUUGUCGUUGUAUUGGUGUUUCUGAUUUCAGGUUUUUAUGUCUAUCUCCGACCAUCUUCAGUUUCUGCAUCCAUUGAGGACAUGAUUCUGUCUGUGUUCUACUCUGUAAUACCUCCCUUCUUGAACCCCAUCAUUUACAGUCUAAGGAACCAACAGAUAAAAGAGGCUGUGCAAACAGUGGUAAAGAGAAAGAUUUUUUUCUAG
Antechinus flavipes (yellow-footed antechinus) is the source of this 930-nucleotide messenger RNA. RefSeq names its product olfactory receptor 14C36-like. The transcript has a single exon. The coding region runs from base 1 to 930 and encodes 309 amino acids. NCBI's taxonomy places the organism in Eukaryota, Metazoa, Chordata, Mammalia, Dasyuromorphia, Dasyuridae. The record is from RefSeq and is a predicted model, not a curated record. Gene Ontology annotation, molecular function: olfactory receptor activity; G protein-coupled receptor activity. Gene Ontology annotation, biological process: G protein-coupled receptor signaling pathway. Gene Ontology annotation, cellular component: membrane.